AUGGUCUCUCGAGCAGAUUUCUUUCUGCAAACUGCCGUCGAUUCACUUGCGCAAAGCCCUAUUAUACAGGAGAAUGUAUUACGGGAUUUACAAGCAGCUGUGUGGUGUGUAUUUUCGCUCUAUCAUUCGGGUGCGAUUACCAAGGCCGUCGUGUUGCUGGCGCAGGCAUACUCCCUAGCAUGCUUAAAUGGAUUAAACAGACUGGAUGAUCCUAACCGGAGUAUGCUGGCGACCAUACAGUUCUCCCUAUUAGAAGAGGAAGAAUGCCGCUGCACUAUAUGGGCCCUCUUUAUCCUCGAUCGGCAAAUAAACUACCUGGUGGGCCGCCACUUCGUGAUUGACGACAUGCUCUGGUGCGUGAAUUACCCUUUAGAUAACCGGUCUCUUCAAAAUGGUCUACGCGCAGACCGCGAGGGCUACGAUCGAGACCUUGCAGCACUAGCGUCGGAGAAAAUCAACGUUCCAAUCGGGGCUUGUUUGACUCGUCUAGUAUGCAAGGCUAACGUCAUUCUCGGCCGCAUUGUUACAUACAAGAACAUCAAGCCUAUGCCUAUAUGUGCCGACGGCGCCCAGAGCCGCCUGGCGGAAUUCCAUGAGCUCCAGUCUGCCCUCGCAUGCUUCUGGCUGUCCCUACCGCCCUACGUUCAUAAUAUUGCCGAAGUGCCACCUGAGAACGCCAGCCAAACUUUCUGGUUGUUGAUUGUUGCCCACACCUGCUCCACAAUUCUUUUCUACAUCACCGAGGUAGAGCGCCGCAGCCCCGGAGGUGCCAAUCUUCCGACCGAACGGGAGAAUUUUAUCUGUACCUAUAAAUCUGUGGACAAGGUUGUGGCUGGGCUUCGUCAGGUCUCGAGCCUCGCAAUCGAUGCGGUCUUGAACCCGAUGCUAGCACCGUCAUACUUUAUGUGUUGUCGCUUCAUUCUGGCGCAGUGGCGCCUGUCGCAGCAGGGGUCGUACUGCUUGGAUCUGAACCUCGUUUUAAAAUUGCUGGAACAGAUGUCCCAGGAACAGGCGCAACUGCCGCGGAUCUAUAAAGAUAUUAUUGACCAGGAGGCUUCCUCCUACCCCCUCCCUGCAAGAAUUCUCCAGAUCAAAUGGGAGCUCAACAUUCCAUCUCUGGAUACUACUCAACGUUUCAAAUGCAUCGCGGGAGUCUUGGGCGGUCUGGCUAUCAAUAUAGUCGCCACUCAGGACAUUUCGCGACCCAACGGUGUAUCCACCCAGUGGCUUUUCAAAAUAGCUGAGCGCCAGACGCCCAGUGUCACCAUUGCCCGGAUCCAGGGCAGUGGCCACAUAUUCAGAAUCAAUGGAUGGUUUCGAUGGGUCCUUGACCAGGUAAUUGACGGCACAGACGCGGCAUUCUACCGCCGUGCAAUUGCCCGUAGAGGUGCAGCCGGCAGGUCUUCUACCCCGAUACUUGGGUAUGAUAACUACGUGAUUGAUCCGUCUGAUUUCUUCAUGAAACUACAGCUUCCUGAAUUGGUCCUUUUGGUCUCAAGGCUCCCUGCUACCUACCGCCUUCAUGAGAUUGAGGUGCUGUGGCUAGAUAUCACCAUGCCUGGGAUUGAGAAUGGGUCAUUUCCCUUGGAGUUUCCUACCCGGAACACAAGCGGUGGAAAGGCUGAUCUGGCUCUCCAUGGAGAAAUCCAGGGCUGGACUGGCCGCUCGGGGUAUGUGCCUACAGCAGCAACAGGUGAUCCAGAGGGACCCUCUACUGAAGUCUAUGUUUUACAUGCGCAUGAUACAGCCCGAUACAACCCGUCUGCCGAACACAAUUCCCUUGCAUAUUACAGAUGCUACGGAGCUUGUCACUAA
Molecule: messenger RNA, 1815 nt
Organism: Penicillium expansum
Lineage: Eukaryota; Fungi; Ascomycota; Eurotiomycetes; Eurotiales; Aspergillaceae
Product: fungal specific transcription factor domain-containing protein
Exons: 4
Coding region: 1-1815 (604 amino acids)
Biological process (GO): DNA-templated transcription
Cellular component (GO): nucleus
Molecular function (GO): DNA binding; zinc ion binding
Source: RefSeq, a predicted model, not a curated record